Phodopus roborovskii (desert hamster) is the source of this 2820-nucleotide messenger RNA. It is a transcript of the gene Clca4, whose product is annotated as chloride channel accessory 4. Bases 14 to 2782 code for a protein of 922 amino acids. Gene Ontology annotation, biological process: chloride transport. The record is from RefSeq and is a predicted model, not a curated record. The transcript is spliced from 14 exons. NCBI's taxonomy places the organism in Eukaryota, Metazoa, Chordata, Mammalia, Rodentia, Cricetidae. Gene Ontology annotation, molecular function: intracellularly calcium-gated chloride channel activity.
CCAGGCAGGAGUGAUGGGGCUUCCCAAGGGUUUUGUUUUCCUCCUGCUCCUGUACCUGCUUCAGGGGUCAGACACUUCCUUAGUAAAGCUGAUUGAGAAUGGUUAUGAGGACGUUAUUAUUGCUAUUGACCCUGCUGUGCCAGAAGAUGAAACAAUGAUUGAACGAAUAAAGGAAAUGGUGACUACGGCGUCUACAUACCUGUUUGAAGCUACAGAAAAAAGAUUUUUCUUCAAAACUGUGUCUAUAUUAAUUCCUGAGAGUUGGAGAAACAGACCUGAGUACAGGAGACCAAAACAGGAGAGCUACAAACAUGCAGAUGUUAAGAUUGCACCUCCUAUUCUGGAGGGCAGAGAUGAACCGUAUACCCGGCAAUUCACAAACUGCGAAGAGAAAGCAGAAUACAUCCAUUUCACUCCUGACUUCAUACUGGGGAAAAAGGAAAAUGAAUAUGGCCCUUCAGGAAGAACACUUGUCCACGAAUGGGCCCACCUUCGCUGGGGAGUAUUUGAUGAGUACAGUGAUGAUAAGCCAUUCUACAGGACUUCGUCAAAGAAAAUCGAAGCAACAAGGUGUUCCAUAGGUAUCACGGGGGUAAAUAGAGUCUACAAAUGCCAAGGAGACAGCUGUUCAACCAGAAGUUGCAGAACUAAUUCCACCACAAAAUUAUAUGAAAAAGACUGCCAGUUCUUCCCUGAUAAAGUUCAAUCAGAAAAGGCAUCCAUAAUGUUCAUGCAAAGCAUUGAUUCUGUGACCGAAUUCUGUAAAGAUGAAAACCAUAAUCGAGAGGCUCCAAGUCUACACAAUGAAAAGUGUGAUUAUAGAAGCACAUGGGACGUAAUUAGCAGUUCCGAGGAUUUUAAUAACAGCAAGCCCAUGGAGACACCACCCUCUCCACCCGCCUUCUCGUUGCUGAGGAUCAAUGAAAGAAUCGCGUGCCUGGUUCUUGAUGUGUCUGGGAGUAUGUCUGGUUAUGAUCGCCUCAAUCGAAUGAAUCAAGCAGCACAAUAUUUUAUAAUGCAAAUAAUUGAAAAUGGGUCCAGGGUAGGAAUGGUACACUUUAAUCUCCAGGCUGAUAUUAAAAGUCCGCUGAUCCAAAUAAUCAAUGAGACCCAGAGAAGCCAGCUUCUGAAAGCCUUGCCUUCGUAUGCCACUGGAGGGACCUCCAUCUGCUCUGGAAUCCGAGCUGCAUUUGAGGUAUUUAAAACUGGAGGUUUCCAAGCAGAUGGUGCUGACAUCAUGCUGUUGUCUGAUGGGGAGGACAGCACUGCAAAAGUCUGUAUUGAUGAGGUUAAAGAGAGUGGGUCCGUAGUUCAUUUCAUUGCCUUGGGACCAUCGGCUGAUAAAGCUGUAAUAAACAUGAGUGAUCUAACAGGAGGCAUCCAUUUAUACUCUUCAGAUCAAGCCCAGAACAAUGGUCUUAUUGAUGCUUUUGGAGCCCUUGCUUCAGAAAAUGCCGAAAUCUCCCAGAAGUCGCUUCAGCUUGAAAGCAAGGGAGUCAUAUUGAACAACAGCAAUCUCUGGCUGAAUGACACUGUAGUAAUUGACAGCACAGUGGGAAAGGACACAUUCUUUCUUGUCACCUGGAAGACAACAGCUCCUGGCAUUUCUCUAUGGGAUCCAAAAGGGACACAAAUCACAAAUUUCACAAUGAAAGUGGAUUCCAAAAUGGCCUAUUUCAGUGUCCCAGGAACAGCUCAGGUGGGCACUUGGACUUAUAACCUUGAAGCCAAAGCAAACCAAGAAAUACUAACAAUUACAGUAAACUCCCGGGCAGCAAAUUCUUCUGUGCCACCAAUCACUGUAAAUGCUAAAAUGAACAGAGACACCAGCAGCUUCCCCAGCCCUAUGAUCGUUUACGCAGAAGUCCUGCAAGGGUACACGCCCAUCAUCGGAGCCCACGUGACAGCCAUCAUAGAAUCAAACAGUGGAAAGACAACAGAGCUGGAGCUCCUGGAUAAUGGUGCAGGGGCUGAUGCUUUCAAGGAUGAUGGCGUCUACUCCAGGUACUUCACAGCUUAUUCAGAAAAUGGUAGAUACAGCUUAAAAGUACGGGCUGAUGGAGGAGCAAAUUCUGCCAGGAGAAGAUUACAGCAUCCAUCCAGUAGGGCUGCCUACAUACCUGGCUGGGUAGUGGAUGGCAAAAUUGAAGGGAACCCACCCAGACCUGAAACAACUGAGGAUACUCAGCCAGUCCUGGAGAAUUUCAGAAGAACAGCAGCUGGAGCUGCAUUUGUGGUAUCCAAUGUUCCACUUGGUCCACUGACUGACCAGUACCCUCCAAGUCAAAUCACAGACCUUCAGGCCAUACUUGAUGGGGAAGAGAUCAGUCUAACAUGGACAGCACCAGGAGAUGAUUUCGAUGUUGGAAAAGCUCAACAGUACAUCUUAAGAAUAAGUGAAAACGUCACUGACCUAAGGGAUAAUUUUGACGGGGCUCUUCAAGUAAAUACGACUAACCUGCUACCAAAGGAAGCCAACUCCAAGGAAAGCUUUGCCUUUAAACCAGAAAACAUCUCAGAAGAAAAUGCAACCUACAUAUUCAUUGCCAUUAAAAGUGUCGACAAAAGCAAUUUGAGUUCGAAACUGUCCAACAUUGCACAAGUGGCACUAUUCACCCAAGCAGAGACUGGUUCUGGCGAAAGUCCGCACUCUGGAGUUAGCAUUUCCACUAUUGUGCUGUCUGUGGUGGGCUCUGUUGUACUUGUUUGUAUCAUUGCAAGUGCCACGAUUUGUAUCUUAAAGAACAGGAGGUCCUCAUCAAAAGCUGUAACAACAUUUUGAAAAGCAUCAUGAAUAAAAAGAUAUUUCUGCAUUUUUAA